AUGUUUGUUCUCAGUAGCUUCGAUCGAGGGGACGGUGCUCCGGCUGAAUCUCGGCACCGGCGGGAUGAUUCCGCGCCUGCUGCUGUGGCGGCGGCGGCCGAGCUGACGGAGGUGACCGAGCGGCAUCGGGCGGCAGUACGAGGAUGAUAUGGAGAGGGAGCGGCGGCUAGCGAUCUUCAAGGACAACCUACUGUACAUCGAGGUCCACAACCGCGGUGGGCACUCCUACACCGUCGCCCUCAACCAGUUCGCAGAUCUCACCAACGAGGAGUUCCGGGCCCGGUACAGCGGUGUAAUCCGGAUGCCUGAAGGAGAAGAAGGGCCAGAAGCGGAGGGAGACGCCCCACCGCCGCCGCCACCACCACCACCUCAUCAGGCAGUUCCGGCGCCAGCGGCGCGACCGGGUGUGUGA
Molecule: messenger RNA, 412 nt
Organism: Spirodela intermedia
Lineage: Eukaryota; Viridiplantae; Streptophyta; Magnoliopsida; Alismatales; Araceae
Source: the annotation of a GenBank genome assembly